Messenger RNA from Cylas formicarius (sweet potato weevil), 1036 nucleotides. RefSeq names its product acidic mammalian chitinase-like. The transcript is spliced from 7 exons. Gene Ontology annotation, cellular component: extracellular region. Gene Ontology annotation, molecular function: chitinase activity; chitin binding. The coding region runs from base 227 to 1036 and encodes 269 amino acids. NCBI's taxonomy places the organism in Eukaryota, Metazoa, Arthropoda, Insecta, Coleoptera, Brentidae. The record is from RefSeq and is a predicted model, not a curated record. Gene Ontology annotation, biological process: carbohydrate metabolic process; chitin catabolic process.
UUCGUUUGUCCAUCGGUGGAUUGCGACUAUACGAGCAGUUCUUUACACGUCCAAAGAGGUGCGUCAGACUUUGGGUACGGUGAUAUAUCGACGAGUAUAUUUUUGCUACUAAGACGCGCGUGGAAUACCAGAUCUGUGUUUUGUGGUGGACUUUUCGCUGGGCGUAAUAUGUGCACGUAGUUCUUCAUUGGACAAAUAUUUGGUGGUUGUUGGAUAGCAUUGCAAGAUGAUCGAGACGGAGAUCUGUCGUUGGUUGUUUCUCCUCAUAUCACUUUCAACAUGGACACUAAUAGAAUCGAAGGAAAUGCGAAUAGUCUGCUACUACACCAACUGGUCAGUCUACAGACCGGGCCAGGCUAAAUUUAGUCCACAGAAUAUCAACCCUUAUUUAUGUACACAUUUAGUGUAUGCGUUCGGGGGUUUUACCAAAGAAAAUACUUUUAAGCCGUUCGACAAAUACCAAGACAUCGAAAAAGGUGGAUACGCCAAAUUCACCGGCCUCAAAACUUACAACAAAAACCUCAAAACCCUCAUCGCGAUCGGCGGAUGGAACGAGGGUUCGUCGAGGUUUUCCCCUAUGGUAGCCAACGCGGAAAGGAGGAAGGAAUUGGUGAAAAACGCCGUCAAAUUCCUAAGACAAAACCACUUCGACGGUUUGGAUUUGGAUUGGGAAUACCCAACUUUCAGAGAUGGCGGAAAACCUAGAGAUAGAGACAACUACGCCCAACUGGUGAUGGAGCUGCGAGAAGAGUUCGAUAGGGAAUCGGAGAAAACAGGCAGACCCAGAUUGCUUCUCACCAUGGCCGUCCCAGCAGGAAUCGAGUAUAUCAACAAAGGAUAUGACGUGCCGAAACUUAUGAGGUAUUUGGAUUGGAUGAACAUUUUAAGUUAUGACUACCAUUCGGCUUUCGAACCGGCGGUCAACCACCACGCUCCCCUUUUCUCGUUGGAGGAGGACAACGAGUACAACUACGACGCAGAGUUGAAUAUCCGCAAUGAAAGCAAGGUCUGUUAUAUUAAAACGCAGCCGAGGUAG